This is a messenger RNA of Gloeophyllum trabeum ATCC 11539, 841 nucleotides long. RefSeq lists its product as uncharacterized. The transcript has 4 exons. The record is from RefSeq and is a predicted model, not a curated record. Lineage: Eukaryota; Fungi; Basidiomycota; Agaricomycetes; Gloeophyllales; Gloeophyllaceae. The coding region runs from base 1 to 642 and encodes 213 amino acids.
AUGUCUUCAUCCACCAAACGCCCGCUGACGGAGAACGUCCGAGAUAGUCUUGAAGCAUCAAAUAUCCCUCACAAUGAUAUUCCUGACGACGUCUUUGCUCGUCUACGAAAUGUAGGCUCGAGGGUUCGAAAAAGCGUUACUGAGGGCUACAAUACACACCGUUACACGGGCCUCGGGACGCCACCUAUCGAUGCAUCACCUGCUGGCUCGACUUUGAUGAGGGAGACAAGUGGCCCCAUCUUUACCUCUUCCAAUGCGGCGUUACAUCAAGUCUUCGGCGCGGCCGGCCAUCCGCCGGCCCCUGUGCCGUCGACCCUCAAGCGCGCCCGAUCGUUUAUGGAAGAUGGACGGCUUGCCGUAGAAACCGAGGACCGAGAUGGCGACGUCACAAUGUUGAGCGAAUCUCAGGUAGCAGACGGCGGAACUUCUUCGACAAAUGAGAGGAUUAUCAAACCACUGCGACGAAACAGGGGAUUCAAACAUGCCCAGUCCCUACCUGAAGGAUUAUUGGGCCUCGGUAGUUCCAGGCAGAUCGGCGGGCCGACUCAGAGUUCAGUUACAACAAUUGAAGAGGAUUGGAGCGAAGAGGGUUUCAAGGCACCGGCCAUUAUGACCAUGCCCGCCAUGCCUAACCAAGUGUAGCGUGCCGAAAGUUCUUGGCUAGCGACCUUGUAUUAUUAGUUUAUGUCUGUUAUUUCUUGUGUAGCUGUUCGAUUCGUGUGAGACCGGUAUAUUUCGCUCCGAGAAGCAUCCUUAUUUGUAGAUAGUCGUCACAGGGAGGUAGCUGACGCUUACUCAUAGAGAAGAGAUGCUACAAAACUAUCCAAUGAUGUCUCACUCC